Molecule: messenger RNA, 7985 nt
Organism: Paramuricea clavata
Lineage: Eukaryota; Metazoa; Cnidaria; Anthozoa; Malacalcyonacea; Plexauridae
Source: the annotation of a GenBank genome assembly
AUGGCGAAAAUAUUUGACGAUGCCAAGACUUUUGUUGAUAUGCGAAUGAAGUACGACGUGGCGGAUAUUGAAAGGAAUUUCAUUGCUCUGGGAGUUAAACCAUCUGAAGAACAACUCAAGAAAUUUGUGGCAGAGAAUUUCAGCCCGGCUGGGCAUGACUUAGAGCCAUUCAUUCCCGAAGAUUGGGUGGAAAAACCCGAACGUUUGAAUAAAAUUCGGGACGGGAGAUUGCGACAGUGGUCGUUCAGGCUGAAUAAACUUUGGAAAGACCUUUGUAGGAAUAUCACGAGAGAAGCACGUGGACAAAGUAAGCGGUCUUCACUAAUAGUCGUCCAGAAUCCUUUCAUUGUUCCCGGGGGGAGAUUUCGUGAAUAUUACUACUGGGACUCGUACUGGAUAUUACAUGGAGUAUUGACCUGUGGAAUGUAUGAUACCGCUAAAGGAAUGAUUACCAAUUACCUCGAUCUCGUGCGUCGCUAUGGUUUCAUACCAAAUGGUGGGAGAAUUUACUAUUUGAACAGAAGUCAGCCACCAUUCCUGAUUCAGAUGGUCGACUUGUACUACAGUUACACUAAAGACCUACAAUUCGUGCUUACCAAUUUGGAAGUUCUUGAAAAUGAGUAUAAUUUCUGGGAAAAAUAUCGCAGUGUUACUCUGAAAGUGUCGGGAAAGCCUCACAGUUUUGCAAUUUACAAAGCCACCAUGACGACCCCCGGCCAGAGUCGUACUGGCAUGAUUACGAGGUAGCUGAGAGAUUUAGUGACCAACACAUGAAGUCUAGGUUCUACCAAGCUGUGGCGUCUGCAGCAGAGAGCGGCUGGGACUUCUCUAGUCGUUGGUUUAACCAAUCAGGUGCCAGCUCUUUCAAAGUUUUUCAAAUUAACUGGCAGCCAAACAAAAUCGACGAAAUAUCAGGAAUUAGCCAAUCAUAGAAAGCUUGCAAUCGAGGCUCUGCUUUGGAACGAGGCUGCUGGAGCCUGGGCCGAUUAUGACGUCUCAAAGCAAAGCAAUACUAAAGCUUUUUACGCAUCAAUCGUCGUCCCGCUUUGGGCAGGUCUCGCGCGAGAAAAUAAAACACGCGAGGAACUUGUGUUCGCGAACAUGAAACGCGCAAAGGUUUUAGAUUUUCCAGGAGGCUUGCCCACAUCUUUGAACCAGUCGGGCCAGCAGUGGGAUUUCCCAAAUGGGUGGCCCCCCUUGCAACAUAUGCUCAUCAUUGGUCUCACCAAGUCCAAUUCAAUAUUGCUCCAAAACGAGGCUAAGAAAUUUGCUCAGUCCUGGGUUCUAAGCAACUGGAUGGGGUUUAAACGGACCGGUUAUAUGUUUGAGAAAUAUAACGUGACGUCUGAGGGGAACACGGGACAAGGGGGUGAAUACAAGCCACAGAUUGGAUUUGGAUGGACUAAUGGGGUCAUUUUGGAUUUAUUGGUCAGGUUCCCGGAUCUCAAGGUCAGUGUGACCAGAUUUGGUAAAAAGUUUUACUUUUGGUAAAAUUUCGUGAAUUUUCAAAAAAAUUUGGUAAUGUCUUUUGGUAAAAUCUAAAAGUUUUAAUUAUUAAUAAUCAUUUUGGUAAAAAUGUGUGUUUCUUGUUUAAUAACGUGUUCAAAGUGAUGAACAGAACUGCCAAGCCUAAGAAAUAAAGCCUUAUCAUUAGCAAAAAUUGCAAUACGUAUUUCGAGAUACCUUUUUGGGCAUAUUUUUUCUACUUUGAUGACGCAGCUAUUGUUUUUGGCAUUAUAAUGACCUAAAUGACGUAAUUAUUUGUGAAGCCGACAUUUGGUAAAAUGUUUCUUAAUUUAGUAAAUUUGAACAAAAUUUUGUCAUUAGACUACUGAAAAAAUCUGGUCACACUGAUCAAGGUUGAAAUUGAAAACAAUGCUGUCGCCCUUGGUGUAUCCGUGCUUCCUUGUUUGUUGUUGAUCAGCUUGGCUGGAGUUUUUAAUUGAUCUUUAACUUGAUAUGGAUGGUGGAAUUUGAUUGUCACCAAAUACAAUACUACAAUACUGUCAAUGGACCAUUCCCCAAUUAACCAAAAUUUUGAUUUCAACAAGUCUAGACAAAAUACCAUCAUAGUUUGAAAGAGCAUCGCAAAAUUAGUAAUAUUCCAAAGUUUCGUUGCGAAAUGUUGUAAAAUGCGGAUAAUAUAGCCUUGCGAAGCUUGUAAUUUUCAGUCAUUUUGUAUUACGUACAGAAGUGGUAAUUACCAUUUCCCGUUUGUAAUCUAAAAUGACUGAAAAUUGCAAAUUUCGCAAGGCUAUAUUAUUCGCAUUUUACAACAUUUCGCAACGAAACUUUGGAAUAUUACUAAUUUUGUGAUGCUCUUUCAAGCUGUGAUGAAAUUUUUGUCUAAACUUGUUGAGUUCAAAAUUUUGGUUAAUUGGGGAAUGGUCCAUAGAGACAUAUAUUGAUAACAACAGGUUGACCACCAUCUGCUGCACGAUAGUGCUUAGUGAAACACAGCUGUUGAACGUUUAUAAAGUGAAUAAAAUUGAAUCAUAAUUGCCUAAUAUUAUCCAAUAAUAAAAAGUGAACUUAUGUAUAAUAAAUAAUAAUUUUUCAAUGUAGAAUACAUUGUGUUUUUGAUUAUAGUUUGCAAGUUGUCUAUCCAAUUAAAUUAUUGUCGAUUUCAUGUCACUUUUCAACGCGCAGUUUCCAAGUUCGUUGCGAACUUGCCAAUUAAGAGAUGAUCCUUACUGGACCUCUAGGGAGAACAGUUUAGAACUGAUAGAGCUAUCCAGUAUAAAUAAAGUUAGUUUAGUUUAGGUUUCCUCCUGUAGUACUCACACUGGAUCAAUAAGAGAUGAUCCUUACUGGACCUCUAGGAAGAACAGUUUAGAACUGAUAGAGCUAUCCAGUAUAAAUAAAGUUAGUUUAGUUUAAGUUUCCUCCUGGGGCCGGUUGUUCAAAGGUGGGUUAAUGCUAACCCUGGGUUAAAAUUUAACCUGCUGUUUUAGUUUGUGUACUUCUACACAUCUGUGUAUUUCAAAACUUCAGAGAAGUAAACUCCUAUCGAUCCAGACAAGAUCUCCGAAGAAAUAUUUCCAAAUUUAUAGAAAAGCUGUCAGGAAGUUCGCUUCAAAUUUUAGGUUAAUCUAGGGUUAAACUAACCCAGCUUUGAACAACCGGCCCCUGUUGUAACACUGGAUCAAUAAGAGAUGAUCCUUACUGCACCUCUAUAGGGUGAACAGUUUAGAACUGAUAGAGCUAUCGAGUAUAAAUAAAGUUAGUUUAGUGUUGGUUUCCUUCUGUAGUAUCACUGGAUCAAUAAGAGAUGAUCUUUACUGGUCCUCUAGGAAGAACAGUUUAGAACUGAUAGAGCUAUCCAGUAGAAAUAAAGUUAGUUUAGUUAAAUUAAAGAGAUGAUUCUCACUGGACCUCCAGAAUGUUAGGGUUUGUAAUCCAAGUGAGUAUAUAUACAUUUUAAGACCUGACCAGGAACGACUGCGAAGAAUGCAGCACAAGGUCCUCGGCUGUGUGCUGCAUUUUUCGCAGCCGUUCCUGGUCAUGAUCAAGUCUUAAAAUGUAUAUAUACUCACUUGGAUUACAAACCCUAACAUUCUAAUAUUAAUUCCACCAAGUGAAGUGCAAGAAACCAAAUCAUUGAAGUUUUCAUAAAAGGCGUACAGAAGUGUAGCCAGGGGCCUGUGUUUGUAGUAUAUUUAUUUACUUUUAUUAUAUAGUAGAGAGUGAGAUACUGAGAAAUACACAGUGACAUAUUUUCCAUAUCUUCACUAGUGAAGAUAUCGAUCACGUGACUUUUAGUAUUUAUACAAUUUUUUGCUUGCGACUAUAUAAUAAACAGAACAUUACACGGUGGCUUGAAGAUAUGACUUUUAUCUUCUUGUGUUAAAAACAAUAUUUUACUCACUCGCUGCGCUCGUUCGUAAAAUAUUGUUUUCACCACUCGAAGAUAAAAGUCAUAUCUUCGCGCCGCCGUGUAAUAUCCUCUAUGUAUUUCACGUUUUAAUGCCACAAUUCCCAAAAAAGAUCGGUGACCCCCGUUUUUUAACUGAUAAUGUAUUUCUUUAAUGCAUUUUACAUAUCAUAUCCGGAAUUAAAAGAAAUAUCAUUUCUGGAUCUUGAAAAAAAAUCCUUUAUCAAUGCAUGUUCUCAAAGAAAGAUAUGUAAAGAAAUGUGGAAAAGACAUUUGUGGAUCAGAAUUGUACACGUUAGUAGUUUCAUUUUUCUCAAAACACAAUAUUUUUUCAAAAAUAAUUACAAGAUAAAUUUACUAAAGCAAAACCCGAGCUAAAAACGUCAAUAAAUAUCGGGCUAUUCGGUGAUUUUGCUGUUACUCGUAAUGAGCGUCAAGAUGGAGCCACAUCAGGGCCUUUUUUAACAUACAAGCUGGGGGGGCAUUUGGCCCCCCCAGUCCCUCCUUGUGCCCCCCACGAAAUCACAUUUUGCCCCCCCAGGAAAAGUCCCUUUUUCCUAAAAUUAUAUAAACAAUCCAGCGAAGAUUAACAAAUAGAUAAACGGAAAGUAAGUUUUAGGCUUUAUCCUUUGUUCUUGUUUAACAAAAUUGAUUUAAAUUGUUACUUUUUUUACCACUAAGUAAUGAUAAAUUAUUGUUAAUAUUUUUUUUAUUUUUUGGAUGCUCAGAAUGCAGGAAAUAGCAUUUCACGGUUUCAAAUUUCAAAAAUUUUCUUGGGAUUAUCCCUCUAAUAAGUAAUGAUAAAUUACAGUUAAUAUUCUUUUUUACUUUUAAUUUUGUGCAUUUUCCAUCUUUUAUUUCAAAUACAACUAUAGUUAGCAUAGAUUUUAGAGCAAAUUUGGAUGCUCAGAAUGCAGGAAAUGGCAUUUCCGUGGUUCAAAUUUCAAAAAUUUUCUGGGGGAGUACACCCCCACACACCUGACCAUUGCUAUCCUCCUCUAAUAAGUAACGAUAAAUGAUGGUUAAUUUUUUUACUUUUUGUGCGUUUCUUCCUUUAUUUAUUUCAAAUACAAGUAUGGUUAGCCAGUUAGGAUAAAUUUUGGAGCAAAUUUGGAUGCUCAGACUGCAGGAAAUGACAUUUCCGGGAGUCAAAUUUCAAAAAUUUUCUGGGGGAGUACACCCCCAGACCCCCCAUUCAUGCGUGGUAUAUUUGCCACACACGUGGCUUUCAGCCAUUGCUAUCCCCCUCUAAAAUAUUAUCUCACAGAAAGGUUCCUUUUCAAAAAAUGCCCCCCCACGGGAAAAUCCUUAAAAAAGGCCCUGAGCCACAUUGGGGUAAAGGUGGUAUAUUGUGAUUGUUAUAUUUUCUUAACGAGUUCAGUGACCCCGACUUUUUUGUGUGAUUUUACUUUAAGUACAGGGACGCCGAAACGAUGUGAAGGCAAGGGGGGCAGAUUUUCGUGAAAGGGCACUUUUGAAUUGAUAUAUACUAAGAGAUGUUUGCAAAACAUCGGGAGUUGAACUUCGCCUAAUCAUGUUUUCUAUUUAUUGGAUGAUAGGGGUGUGAGGGGGUUCUCCGCCAGGCAAUUGUGCUAUUCUUGAAGCUCGAUGACUGCAUUUCUUGCGUUUUCUGAAGCAAAUACGUAAAAGAAUUUCUCUAACAUUUCUGACAAUUCGCUAUUUCGCCAAGGCAAUCCUUUAAAUUGAAAGGGCAUCUUUGCCCCCCGUGCCCCUCCUGGUAAAGGGCAACGGGGGCGGCUGCCCCUCCUGCCCCCCAGUUCCGGCGUCCCUGUUUAAGUAUAUCAUCGGACUCCAUGCCUGGGAAGUUUCAGCACAUUCUCAUUUCGGGAACAAUUACUGCGGAACUACCUUAAUUAAUAUGUAGUAGAAAUAUGCAAAUCAGUUUAAAACCAAACUUUUCUGCAACCCGGCCUUUCCCUGCGUUCAUACUGACGAAAUGAGGCCAGAUCUUCGCCAGUGCAAGACUUAGGAUCGAAAGGCUUGUGAAAUAGGACUGACAUGCUCUCUAUCAUGCAAACCUGCUAGGAAUUUACUUUGAUGACACAUUAUCUAGUGGCCUUUGCAUUAUUGUUUGGACUACCUACCGGGCAUUGCGAUUGAUGUGUUUCUACUAAUUGAAUAAGGUUGAAAGUACAGACGAUACUGAAAACAUAUGUCCAACAAAUUCGUCAAGGUUCAAAGGAACUAUGAAAAUUUCACAGAAAGCUGUAGCAGAUUAUAAGAAAGUCGCACAAAAGUAAUUCGUGGAAGACGUGUACAAGAAUUUAAUCCAGUUUCUCGGAAUUUAACAGUCGUAUUUCAGUCUUAGUAUUAAACCAGAUAACGUCAACGCCGUUUAUGUAAAAUAGGUAUGGCUAGACGCGAUAUUUUAUCAUAUUGUACGUUUCUUUUCGCGUUUCUUAGUGCAACCGGCACAAAUGAACGAUAUGCUUGCGACAACCGAAUUUUCUGUCAAGGAAAAAUACUUCAUUCUGUGCAGAUGGCGAAAAUAUUUGACGAUGCCAAGACUUUUGUUGAUAUGCGAAUGAAAUACGACGUGGCGGAUAUUGAAAGGAAUUUCAUUGCUCUGGGAGUUAAACCAUCUGAAGCACAACUCAAGAAAUUUGUGGCAGAGAAUUUCAGCCCGGCUGGGCAUGACUUAGAGCCAUUCAUUCCUGAAGAUUGGGUGGAAAAACCCGAACGUUUGAACAAAAUUCGGGACGGGAGAUUGCGACAGUGGUCGUUCACCUUGAAUAAACUUUGGAAAGACCUCGGUAGGAAUAUCACGAGCGAGGCACGUGGACAAAGUCAGCUGUCUUCACUAAUAGUCGUCCAGAAUCCUUUCAUUGUUCCCGGGGGGAGAUUUCGUGAAUAUUACUACUGGGACUCGUACUGGAUAUUACAUGGAGUAUUGACCUGUGGGAUGUAUGAUACCGCUAAAGGAAUGAUUACCAAUUACCUCGAUCUCGUGCGUCGCUAUGGUUUCAUACCAAAUGGUGGGAGAAUUUACUAUUUGAACAGAAGUCAGCCACCAUUCCUGAUUCAAAUGGUCGACUUGUACUAUAGUUACACCAAAGACUUACAAUUCGUGCUUAGCAAUUUGGAAAUUCUUGAAAAUGAGUAUAAUUUCUGGGGAAAAUAUCGCAGUGUUACUGUGAAAGUGUCAGGAAUGCCUCACAGUUUUGCAAUUUACAAAGCCAACAUGACGACCGCCCGGCCAGAGUCGUACUGGCAUGAUUACGAGGUAGCUGAAAGAUUCAGUAACCAACACAUGAAGUCGAGGUUCUACCAAGCUGUGGCGUCUGCAGCGGAGAGCGGCUGGGACUUCUCUAGUCGUUGGUUUAACCAAUCAGACGCCAGCAUUGGGAAAUUUGAAUCAAUACACACAACCGAAAUUAUUCCAAUUGAUCUUAAUUCAAUUUUGUUUAAAAACGCUCUGACACUUUCAAAGUUUUUCAAAUUAACUGGCAGCCAAACAAAAUCGAAGAAAUAUCAGGAAUUAGCCAAUCAUAGAAAGCUUGCAAUCGAGGCUCUGCUUUGGAACGAGGCUGCUGGGGCCUGGGCUGACUAUGAUGUCUCGACGCAGAGCAAUACUAAAGCUUUUUACGCAUCAAUCGUCGUCCCGCUUUGGGCUGGUCUCGCACGAGAAAAUAAAACACGCGAGGAACUUGUGUUCGCGAACAUGAAACGCGCAAAGGUUUUAGAUUUUCCAGGAGGCUUGCCCACAUCUUUGAACGAGUCGGGCCAGCAGUGGGAUUUCCCAAACGGGUGGCCCCCCUUGCAACACAUGCUCAUCAUUGGCCUCACCAAGUCCAGUUCAAUAUUGCUCCAAAACGAGGCUAAGAAAUUCGCGCAGUCCUGGGUUCUAAGCAACUGGAUGGGGUUUAACCGAACCAGUUAUAUGUUUGAGAAAUAUAACGUGACGUCUGAGGGGAACACAGGGCGAGGGGGUGAAUACAAACCACAGGUUGGAUUUGGAUGGACUAAUGGGGUCAUUCUGGAUUUAUUGGUCAGGUUCCCGGAUCUCAAGGUUGAAAACAAUGCUGUCGCCCUUGGUGUGUCCGUGUUUCCUUGCUUAUUGUUGAUCAGCUUGGCUGGAGUUUUUAAUUGA